This is a messenger RNA of Coffea eugenioides, 1317 nucleotides long. Its product is annotated as glucan endo-1,3-beta-glucosidase-like. Gene Ontology annotation, biological process: carbohydrate metabolic process. The transcript has 2 exons. NCBI's taxonomy places the organism in Eukaryota, Viridiplantae, Streptophyta, Magnoliopsida, Gentianales, Rubiaceae. Gene Ontology annotation, molecular function: hydrolase activity, hydrolyzing O-glycosyl compounds. Bases 73 to 1089 code for a protein of 338 amino acids. The record is from RefSeq and is a predicted model, not a curated record. Gene Ontology annotation, cellular component: plasma membrane.
CUUUGCAAAUCUUUGAGUGCUAUUUUCUUCCAAUUCUGCUUUUGCUAUAUUCUCCUCAUCAACAAAACCAUAAUGACAACUAUCCUGCUUUUGCUUGGGCUGUUUUUGCUUGGUCUCAGACUCACAGGGGUGCAAUCUAUCGGAGUCUGUUAUGGGCUAAAUGGCAACAACCUACCCUCCAAACAGGACGUUAUAAAUCUUUACAAACGAAAUGGCAUCCAAAGAAUGAGAAUUUACGGCCCAGAUCCUGAAGUGCUCAAUGCUUUAAAAGGAACCAAUAUAGAACUUCUUGUUGAUGUUCCCAAUGAAAGCAUUCAAGACGUUGCAACCAAUCCUUCAGCAGCUGCGAAUUGGGUUCAAAACAACAUCAAAAAAUAUUCACCAGCUGUGAAAUUCCGAUACAUAUCAGUUGGAAAUGAAGUACCUGUUGGUUCUGCCGUUGCUCGAUAUGUUGGUCCAGCCAUGGAAAAGAUACAGAAAACAAUAGCAUCAGCAGGCCUUCAGAACCAAAUCAAGGUUUCAACAUCAAUACUUACAGGUCUAGUAACCAAUUCUUAUCCUCCCUCACAUGGUUCAUUUUCGAACGAAGCUAAACCAUUCAUUAAACCUAUAAUUAAUUUCCUAGUCCAAAAUAAUGCACCAUUGCUAGUCAAUGUGUACCCCUACUUCAGCUAUAUUGGUAGUAGAAACACUAUUCCACUGGAUUAUGCAUUGUUCACCUCACAAAAAACGGUUGUUCAAGAUGGUAAAUUGGGAUAUCAGAACCUUUUUGAUGCAAUGUUGGAUGGUCAUUAUUCAGCUCUAGAAAAAGAAGGCGGUUCUAAGGUAAACAUUGUUGUGUCGGAAACUGGCUGGCCAUCUGACGGGAAUCCUCCUGCUGCAUCAUCUGCAAACGCAGGCACUUACUACAAGAAUGUGAUUCGCCAUGUUAUGAGCGGGAAAGGGACUCCAAAAAAGCCUGGAGGAGGCAUAGAAACUUAUUUAUUUGCCAUGUUUGAUGAGAACCAGAAGCGUGGAGAGGAGACAGAAAAACAUUUUGGCCUUUUUUAUCCAAAUCAACAGCCUAAGUAUGGAAUUAGUUUCAAAUAAUUCAAGGGUCAAACGUGUACCAGAAUAAACAUCGUCUGAAGAGCUUUUCCUGUACUUGUCAUAUGAUGUAUAUACUACUUCUUGAUGAGGAAAUUGAGAAGAGAUAUAAAAGUUAUAUAGCAAUAAAAGCUCCACAGCGAUGCUUUUUUUUUUUUUGUUAUUGUAAUAAGAGUUUAUCUCAAGAGCAUGGAUCAAGAAAGAUAUAUAUCCUCUUGGUCUUUGUCGUGA